AGUGAAUCAUUUUGUAACAAAGAGUACGCGGAUUAAACGUUUUUGUGGUUUACAAUACUUUAAAGGCUUCAAUUGUGUCUAUAAGUAAUAUGGUGCAGUAUUAUAGUGAAAAUAGUGACAUUUUUCAAGAGUUUAUCUAAGAUGCUUUCUACAGCCUCCUUUGGGUAAAGAAUCUUAAUCCACCGAGGAACUAAGAACUAAAAAUUGUCUGGCGUCAGAAAACCUAAAUACUUCCGUGCUUAAAUUGAAUCAUAAUUUUAAUAAAAUAUGAAAAAAAGAUUAUAGUGCCAAAGUUCUGGAAAUCGCAAGAAUCGGUUCCAAAAUGAGUUUACGGAAAAGCAUGGAAGGGCUGGAUGACGGAAUGAAUAGCGACAGGGAGCGGCCCUGUUACUUCUGUAACGAGCUGUUCGAGCUGGGACACCUGCAGAACCAUUUGAAGCUGUGCGGAAGCAUUCUGGAGCAGUGUCCACUGAGAUGCGGUGCGUGGAUCCAGCGCAAACACAAAGAUGCUCACGUUAAAGAAUGCCCUCAGAUGGAAAAGAGUCGCAACGCGUCGACGUCGAGCCACGCCAGCAUGCCCGCGCCGACGCCGCCCUCCGUCACGGUUAACCACACAUGGACGCCGCGGUCAAUACCGCUCGAUGACUGCGUCUCGUACUUGGAGAAAGAAGUCGCUAAUAUCAAGCUCGUCAUCACCGAAGAGUCCAGCCACAGAGAAGUCCAAUCGACGGAGUUGGAGACGCUACGUUCGAAGCUGGUGUUAGUCGAGGAGAGGAGCCAGCAUUUCCUCUCGACCCUGGUGUCGCUGCGAGCCGCGGUGGACGACGAAGCUAGCAGGUCCGCCAACUGGGCGGCGCAGUUUAAACACGACUUGGCGAAUGUUCAGUUAGCUUUACAGGAGCUACAAAGCCAGCAGCUGACGACGGUGAUGCGGCUAGAAAGCACUGUGAGCAGCCUCGUGCACGAGCAGCACGAGCGGGAGCUGCUCGAGCAGGCGCUCACGCAGCACGAUAAUAGGAUCAGGGCCGUCGACAGACUUGAGGACGUAAUAGCAUACCUGAAGCAGACAGUGGAGGAGGAACGCGAGAGGAACGCUGAAAAUCGCGCCGCUCUAGAGAGUGAGUUGUUGGAGGCGCGCCGGUCCUCCGUGCAGCUGGCCCAGCUCUCAACGCUGAGGGCUCAGCUUAUGAACAAUAAUGCGGAGAGACCGUCGAUAGACCGCCUGGCAGUUCUGGAAGUAGCUACGGCGGACGCGAGGGCCGAGGCGUCAGAGCAGGCCACGAGGAUGGACAUAGUGUCCAGAGACUUGAGGGCUCUCACCAAAUCCUAUCACAAACUGCGUACGGAGCUCGCAGACUUCCAAACUAGGGUCAGCUUCGACCAUCAGGACAUGGGAACUGAUAAUGGACACUUUAUAUGGCGGAUAGACAACUACGCGGCUCGCAUGAAAGACGCGAAGGACAACGAGACAGUCCUGACGAGUCCCAUAUUCCGCACCAGCAAAUACGGCUACACUCUAAAGGCCGAGUUGAACCUGAACGGUAUAGGCAAAUGGAAGGGGCGGCAUAUAACGUCUACAGUGCGGCUUGUGGGGGGGCCCUACGACCCUCUACUCGAGUGGCCCUGCGACUUCACCAUCAACAUCGUGCUCAAAGACCAACCGGCGAACAGAAGACAGGCAAACGACAUAGUAAAGACGUUGCAACUUCGUCGUAAAUCGUCGUCGAAACGUCACGACUACGACGAGGCGGAGGACGAGAAGACCAAAUCGAACGAAGCUCUUGACAAAUCGGUGCUACAGAUGAAGAGACAAUAUAUAUUUAUUCCACACUCUAAUCUCGACAAAUUCGAAUACAUUAAGAACGAUGUCAUGUUUAUUGAGUUUGUUGUUAAUCAGUAGGAUAGCGAAUUUAUUUUAAUUAUUUUAGAACUGAUUUAUCAAACGUCAGAAAUGUUAAAUAAAUUAUAAUCAGACUGAAUACCGAUAGUAAAGAAAUCCAAAAAAAAACUAGUUCGGAGUAUAUCGGACUGCCGAUACGAUUGUCCGCAGUUUCAAAAUCCAAGGGCACGAACUUCUGACUCUUCUAAAGUUAAGUUUGGGUUAAUUAUCUAACUCCAUUUUUUUUUAUAUUUGAUGUUAUAAGUCGCUUAUUGCACUUUAAUCUGUUGAUUGAAUAACUAGACCUUAAGUAUUAUAGAUAUAGUCAUCCAAAAUAUUUAUAAGUACUAUGUAAGUAUAAAAAUCGGUUCGCCUUAAAUAUUAUUAUUAAUACUUUCCUCGACUUUAAAUACGUAUUCCAUGACUAUUAUGUUAAUUUAUAAAGAAAUGUGUAGUCAUUUUCCACCGAUUAUAAUUACUUUUUAAAAAAAUCAUGAAAAACAAAACCGACAACUUUUCAACUUGUUAAAAAAUAUUAUUUUAAAUAUAUUUAAUUUGUGUAAAGAUUUAAAAUGUUCAUUUAUUAUAUUUGAUAUUGAAUA
Manduca sexta (tobacco hornworm) is the source of this 2481-nucleotide messenger RNA. It is a transcript of the gene Traf-like, whose product is annotated as TNF receptor-associated factor 3. NCBI's taxonomy places the organism in Eukaryota, Metazoa, Arthropoda, Insecta, Lepidoptera, Sphingidae. The record is from RefSeq and is a predicted model, not a curated record. Gene Ontology annotation, biological process: tumor necrosis factor-mediated signaling pathway; positive regulation of JNK cascade; regulation of canonical NF-kappaB signal transduction. Gene Ontology annotation, molecular function: ubiquitin protein ligase binding; tumor necrosis factor receptor binding. Gene Ontology annotation, cellular component: cytoplasmic side of plasma membrane; plasma membrane signaling receptor complex. The coding region runs from base 323 to 1900 and encodes 525 amino acids. The transcript is spliced from 11 exons.